This is a messenger RNA of Kickxella alabastrina, 2480 nucleotides long. Its product is annotated as glycosyl hydrolases family 18-domain-containing protein. The record is from RefSeq and is a predicted model, not a curated record. Gene Ontology annotation, biological process: chitin catabolic process; carbohydrate metabolic process. Lineage: Eukaryota; Fungi; Kickxellomycota; Kickxellomycetes; Kickxellales; Kickxellaceae. Bases 198 to 2105 code for a protein of 635 amino acids. Gene Ontology annotation, molecular function: chitinase activity; chitin binding. The transcript has 2 exons. Gene Ontology annotation, cellular component: extracellular region.
AAUAUUCCAAUGCUCGUUAUCAAACAAUUCUUAUCAUUAUUUUCCACACGUAUUUUUGUCUACAUAAUAGGUUUAUAUUUAGCAUAUGUAUUGGCUAUCUUAUUUUUAUAUCUCAUUCCAAUCGAUUUAAAAAUCGCAUGCACAUCUUAAUUUUUAAUAAAACCUCUACGCUUUCAGCUUAGUUUAUACAUCAAGGCAUGAAGUUUAACAUGGUCCUCAGUGCUGCAAUGACAGUUAUGAGUACGGUCACGUCAGUUGUGGGCGCAGGCAUUAAACUUGGCUACUAUCCAUCAUGGCAAGCCACAAACAUUGUCGGAUUGGACUUUUCCAAGUAUACACACAUUAAUAUGGCAUUCGGCAUUCCCAACGAUGAUGGUUCCAUUGCCUACAAUGGCAUAGCAACACUCGAAGGUGAUGUUGCUGCCAUCCAAGCCAAGAACACCAAGGCUCUUUUAUCUGUCGGCGGCUGGUCAGGCUCCUCCAAGAUAUCUACUAUUCUCAAGGACAAUACUAUACGCUCUACUUUUCUAAACGCCAUGGUAGACUUUAUUAAGACAUAUAAUCUUGACGGCAUCGAUAUUGACUGGGAGUAUCCAGGCCGCCUGGGCAAUGCGUGUAAUGCUUUUGACGAGGUGAACGACACUCCGAACUUUCUUACCUUCCUGCAAGAUCUGCGUGCCGAGCUUGAUUCUCAGUUUGGCGACCGCACCAAGCUAAUCACCAUGGCUGUCUAUGUGGAACCAUUCCACAUCAAUGGCGUACCGUCCGAUGUUACCGAGUUUGCCAAGGUUGUAGACUUUGCCAAUCUCAUGCAGUACGACAUCAACGGUGCUUGGAACCCAGAGACUGGUCCCAAUGGACCUUUUGACUUUGAGCAAGGCAAAGGCACACCCUUUUCGUUUGUCUCCGCCAUUGAUGCAUGGACAGGUAAUGGUUGGCCUGCAAAUCAGCUGACUGGUGGUGUUGCAUUCUACGGAAGAUCGACAACAGCUACAGUCGACAUGACCCUGGACCCAGAGAACCAAUACCAGGCGCAGUCCAAAGUGGUGCCAUUGGGUGAUUCUGAUGACGCUGAAUGGUUGGAUGUUUGUGCCGGGGCUACUUCAGUCAGUGGCAAUUGGAAGUGGAAGAACCUGCGGAGCCAGGGUGUUCUUACCGACCCCGAAACUGCUGCUUUGCCAUGGGUACGCCACUGGGAUCCAAUCUCCCAGACACCAUGGCUGUUCAACCCAGAGACAAAGGUUUUUAUUUCAUAUGAUGACCCCAAGAGCAUCAAGAUUAAGAUGGACUAUGCCCAGUCCAAGGGACUUGCUGGCCUUAUGCUAUGGUCGAUGGAAAUGGACUACAAAGGCGAGCUUGUCGACUUGCUGAAUACUUGGGUAGAAGGCAGUGGAGCUAAGUCCAAUAUAAAAUCCAAUUCCUCAGCUAACAGUAUUUCUAGUCAAAUAUCUUCAGCAAACACUAGUUCAGCAGUUGGGGCACAAAGCACCGCUAGUCGAAUAUCUUCAGCAGACAACAACGACAACGAAGACGACAAUGACGAUAACGAUGACAAUGACGAUGAAAACGACGAUGAAAACGACGACGACGACGACGACGGCGACGAUAACGAUGAGAACGAUGACAACGAUGACGACGAUGACGACGACAAUGACGAUGACAAUGAUGAUGACGACGACGACGACAAUGACGACGACGACGGCGAUGACGACGACGACGACAAUGACGACGACGACGGCGAUGACGACGACGACGACGACGGCGACGAUAACGAUGAGAACGACGACGAUGACGACGAUGACGACGAUGACGACAAUGACGAUGACAAUGACGAUGACGACGACGAUGACGACGACGACGACGACGGCGACGAUAACGAUGAGAACGACGACGACGACGACAAUGACGAUGACAAUGACGAUGACGACGACGAUGACGACGACGACGACGACGACGACGGCGACGAUAACGAUGAGAACGAUGACGACAAUGACGACGACGACGGCGAUGACGACAAUGACGAUGACAAUGACGAUGACGACGGCGACGAUAACGAUGAGAACGACGACGACGGCGACGAUAACGAUGAGAACGACGACGGAUAACGAUGAGAACGACGACGACGGCGACGAUAACGAUGAGAACGACGACGAUGACGACGACGACGACGACGGCGACGAUAACGACGACGAUGUGACGAUGACGAUGAUGAUGAUGAACGACGACGCCAAUGACGACAACGACGACGUAUAUGUUCAGUGGAUAGUGAGUUCAAGUGUGAGGAUGAUGAAAUCCAAAGUUCUACUUAUUAUGUGUGCAAUCUUGGCAAGUGGAUAGCAUGCACAUGUGACAUAGAUACAGUUUGCCUAAUGAACAAUUGUACUUUAUCUUGUGCCGUCCCUGGACCAUGAGCUUUAAUUAUUUAUAUUAAUUAUUUGACAUUACCAAUAUAUGUAGUGUGCUUGGUUUUUGUAUUGAGC